AUGAAAUCCCAGGGGCCAAAUAAUCCAAGUCCUCUAUCAUCCUCCUUCUCGGAUUCGAAAGUCGUCGACCUCAAACUAAGGGAUCACCAAACUGUUUCAGCGGGAGUUCUCCAAAGCCUCAAGAAGGCUUGCCAGAAACUCGAGAAACGUAUGGUUGAAGAAGAAGAGGAUAGAAUGUGGAAGCUGAUGGAAGCAGGGAAACCAGUUUGCAGAGCAAAGCGGUGGAGAGGAAGCAGUCCUUCGGGCUGA
Molecule: messenger RNA, 249 nt
Organism: Sclerotinia sclerotiorum 1980 UF-70
Lineage: Eukaryota; Fungi; Ascomycota; Leotiomycetes; Helotiales; Sclerotiniaceae
Exons: 1
Coding region: 1-249 (82 amino acids)
Source: RefSeq, a predicted model, not a curated record